Molecule: messenger RNA, 1452 nt
Organism: Aspergillus sclerotioniger CBS 115572
Lineage: Eukaryota; Fungi; Ascomycota; Eurotiomycetes; Eurotiales; Aspergillaceae
Product: amidohydrolase
Exons: 3
Coding region: 52-1341 (429 amino acids)
Molecular function (GO): hydrolase activity, acting on carbon-nitrogen (but not peptide) bonds
Source: RefSeq, a predicted model, not a curated record
CGGAAAUCAUACCUGAUGUUCUGUUCAUCCGGCUAACAGUGUUGUUCCAUCAUGGCGGACUUUACCAUCCAUACCUCGUCAUUGUUUGAUCCCCAGAUCAAACGAUUUCGCUCAAAUGUCUCAGUCACGGUCAAUCCCGCCAGCGGACUCAUCGUGCGCGUCUUUGAGCGCGAUGACAAGGUACUCUUGUCGGAUCUCUGGAAGGCUGGGGACAUCGACCUUCGGGGGAGGUAUGUGUUGCCCGGGCUGGUUGAUGCGCACACGCAUAUCUUCCUCCACUCUUACGAUGAGGCUGGUGCCCUUCAGCAAAAACGCGACGAAAGCAUCGGAGAAAGGAUGGUUCGAGCAGUCAAUCAUUGCCGCACGGCACUUCUGGCAGGAUACACGACCUACAGAGAUCUCGGGUCGGAAGGUAUGCAAGAGUUUGACGCGAACAUACGGGAUGCCGUGGCUCGAGGCCUCACCCCAGGUCCACGCCUCUUUGUAGCCACCAGAGUCCUGGCCAGCACCGGAUCCUAUGAAAGUCGAACGGAAAACAGCGCUGGAGGCCACUGCCUACCUUCCAGCGCCGACGCCGUCGACGGCAUAGAAGCAUGCCGCCAGGCUGUCCGCCGCCGCAUCGCCGCCGGUGCAGACAUCAUCAAGUUCUUCGCCGACUACCGCAGAAGAAUCAUGCGCUACCCCCCUGCACAGCAACAUCCCUAUAUCGCAGGCGUCCUUCAUCCCCCGAAGGAGCCGAACCCGGAUUACAUGGUCUUCUCGAAGGAAGAGAUGCAAACCAUUGUGGCAGAGGCCCGGCUGGCUAGAUGUCCGGUGUCUGCGCAUUGCGCGACGCUUGAAGGGGCGAUGGCUGCUAUCGACGCGGGAGUGAAUACGAUCGAACAUGCGUAUCUCGCCACAGACAAGAUGCUGAAGCGCAUGGUGGAGAGGAAUGUUAUUCUGGUACCGACUCUUGCCAUCGCGGAGAGGCUGCAUGGCAACCGAUUCGAGCAGAUCUUGAGUCAGGUCAAACGUGCGCAUGAGCUGGGGGUGAGGCUUGCCUGUGGCGGAGAUACGGGCACGUACCCUCAUGGGGAAAAUGUUCGGGAGCUGGAACUCAUGAUGAAAGCGGGGGUUCCUGUUGUGGAUGUCUUGGAGGCUUGUACGGUUGGUGGCUGGGAGGCCUGCGGGGGGGAUCUCUGUGGGAGACGGUUUGGAUGGUUUGAGGCAGGAGCACAGGCAGAUAUCAUUGCUUUGGAUGAGAAUCCGGAGGUGGAUCCGGAGGCUUUGAGGACCGUUGAGUUUGUCAUGAAAGAUGCCCGGGUAUGGAAGCAUAAUGGGCAGCCCAUGGGGAUGUUAUAGGGAAAUGCAUGGAGCCACAAUGGUUUCUCGUCCCUCAGCGUGGAUCGUACCUUGAAAUCGGAUGCAAUAGCAUUUGAUGCUGUCGGAUCCCGCAUAUAGUGGACAUAGUAG